CGGAGUCAUGUUCUGAGUGUUAUCAUUGCAGCUGCCCAUUCAGACAAGUGAUAGUGGUUAAUGGUUAGCUUGAGUAUCGCGAAUGCGUGUGCAAGGGCAGGGUUGCUCUUCAUUUCGGCAUAACCAAUCAAAUUAUUGAAACGAAAGCCAUAAAAUACAUCUCAGGACAUUGUCCGAGCAGCAGCCAAUGAGAAUACACGGCACUUGACCACCGACUGUAAAAGAAGACGCGUUUGGCCACCAUUUCUCCAUCUCCACCAUUUUGGCUGUCAGUGAUGGAGCACAUCCGGACGCCAAAGGUGGAAAAUGUGCAUCUCUUGGACCGGUCGAUGGGCCAGAGGAAAGCCAGCAUUGGGACUCUCUACCUUUCUGCUACACACACCAUGUUUAUGGAGAAGCACCCUGAGACAUGCAAGGAAAUCUGGAUAUUGCACAGCAUGGUGAGUAGUGUGGAGAGGUUGCCCACCACCCCUGCAGGUAGCCACCUUAUCCUGCAUUGCAAAGACUUCAGGAUCUUUCAGCUUCUCAUCCCGCAGGAGAAAGACUGUUUCGAUAUUCAUACCUCGUUGUUGAGGUUGUCACGACCAGAAAAGUACAGUGAGCUAUACUGUCUGUCCUUCAAUCCCAAUGUGAACAAGGAAGAGAGAGAAGAGUCAUGGAACUUCAUAGACCUCAUGGCCGACUACAAAAGAAUGGGUGUUCCAAAUAACCUCUGGGUCGCUACAGCAGCCAACAGAGAAUACAGGAUAUGUGAAACAUACCCGUCAGAGCUGUUUGUUCCAAAGUCUGCCACACCGGCCGUCAUUGUGGGCAGCUCACGGUUCAGGAGCCGAGGACGAUUUCCUGCUCUGACAUACUUUCACCAGGACACACUGGCAGCGGUGUGCAGGUGUAGUCAGCCGCUGUCAGGCUUCAGUGGACGCUGUCAGGAGGAUGAGAGGAUGCUGCAGGCUGUGAUGAAAUCCAAUCCUGGAUGUGACUACAUUUAUGUGGUGGAUACAAGGCCCAAAAUAAAUGCCAUGGCCAAUAGAGCUGCUGGUAAAGGAUAUGAGAACGAGGACCACUACACCAACAUCAAGCUGCACUUCAUUGGCAUAGAAAACAUUCAUGUGAUGAGAAACAGCCAGCAGAAAAUUAUUGAUGUGACUGAAAAGCGAUCUCCAUCAAUGACUGACUUCCUUUGGGGUCUGGAAAACUCUGGUUGGCUGAAACACAUUAAAGCUGUUCUGGAUGCAGGCGUCUUCAUCGCUAGGGCAGUUGCUGAUGAAGGGGUCAGUGUGUUGGUGCACUGCUCAGAUGGCUGGGACCGCACAGCCCAGGCCUGCUCUGUAGCCAGUCUCCUGCUGGACCCGUUCUACCGUACCAUCAAAGGACUGAUGGUACUAAUAGAAAGAGACUGGAUUUCCUUUGGUCACAAGUUCUCCCACAGGUAUGCCCACCUGGACGGUGAUCCUAAAGAGGUGUCCCCGGUCAUUGAUCAGUUCUUGGAGUGUGUGUGGCAGCUGUCUGAGCAGUUCCCAUGUGCCUUUGAGUUUAACGAGUGCUUCCUUAUUGCCGUACACACCCACGUCUACUCCUGCCAGUACGGGACCUUCCUCGGCAACUGUCAGAAGGAACGUAAGGAUAUGAGGCUUGAAGAACGGAGUCACUGUGUGUGGCCUCAGCUGUGGAAGGACAGAGCAGACUUCAUGAAUCCUUUGUACAAGGCUGACCUCAGUCAAUGUCAAGGCGUCUUGAGACCCAACACCACCCCCUACUGCUUCAAAAUGUGGAAGGAACUCUACAACCAUGUGGAGCGGUCCACAUCCCCUCGCCAGUCACCUGCUGACUUCCUGACUGCUGUGAGGGCGGAGUCCCAGCAGCUGGAGGAGGAACUGACCAAUCACCAGGAGAGGAUAGCUGCGCUGACAGGGAAGCCAAUCAUGUGGGUGAAAACCGAGGUUAAAAGGAGGAUCCUGCCCGUGCAGCAGAGACACUGUGGGCCGGACCCCCCCACAGCAUACAAAGUCCCAGUCCCUACCCCCGCACAGGACCACGGCACCCUUGAAGCAGUAAGUGGGAAAACUAAGAAGAAGUACCCAACUCUGCCUCUAGGUCAGCCCCUCAGCGGCGAUGACCUCUCCCACUGGAGCGACACAGAAUCGGGUGUGGCUGAUCUCAGCUCAUCGAGUGCUGGGGAUGAAUGCCAGGAGACCCAGGUAGACUUCACCGCCACUGGCAUAAACCUCUUCAAACACCUCCAUCAAAGAAGCUUAUGAAAUAGUUUCCCCCGAAGAAAAAAAAGAUUUUUUAUUUACUUCAAACCUUGACUUGACUCACCUGGCAGCUUGGUGGUCCUGGGCUAAGGUCAUCAGGGUCUCAUCCCUUCAGCCUGGUUGGUCUAGGACAGUCUGGGGUGAGCGACACCAGCCCUGGGGGGGCGGACAAGCACUGGUGAAGAGGACCUCUGUCUCCUGAGGACCACAGGGACUUGGGAGCCUACCUUCAUAUUUCACACCACAAAGGCUUUUAUAAAGUGUUUUUGUGGUGCUCGUCUUUACUGUGGGCCACUACAUGUGUCGUGUAAGCUGACAAAUAGGGUCAAAUACAAACCUUGAUUUUUCAAAGAUAUUUGAAGUGACGGCUGGGAUAGGCUCCAGCAUCGUCGUGAGGAUAAGCGGUACAGAAAAUGGAUGGAAAACCUAACCUACAAAAAGAUCCCCAGUAGCUUCUGUCUUCAUGGUGUCAUCACAGAGUCGAGUUCAUACAAAGCCUGCUUUAGUGGAUAAAUACAUUUCUUACCUAAAAAGUGAAACGUCCAAUAUCCAUGUAGAGUUGACUUUUCUUACCAUCCCUGCUGUCAUAAUGCUAUUUGGCCGAGUGGAAUCAUGCCACUGUACUCUCUUGAAUAAUGUAAGGCAGGGCCUUACAUUAUGUUUACGUCAAAGACUUGUUGUGCAAUAUAAUUGACUAUUUAUUCAUUGUGUUCCAAGGAACACUUGACUUUUUGAUGCUUUUCAGGCUGGUGGGAAGAUUAGUUAGAAGUUUAUGCUGCUUCACUGCAGGGGGGGCAGGCGGUAAAAAAACCAAACACUGCAACAAAUGAAUGGUAUUUCCAAGAUGCUAGAAUCAGCUUUCCAGCAUUGUUGUCAUGUUUGGAGCAGACAGAAGAUUUCAUACAUCUAUUGCUAAACAUACACUUGACAUUUGAAGUUAGGUAGGACUGAGAGAUGAGAGGAACAGCUGAUAGCAUUUUGUUAUAGUUUACACGUCUGUGAUGUGAAGUGGUGUGUAUUCUGUAUCCGUAUCUGUUGAUGUUAAAAUGCUGAAUCAAUAAAUGCCAUCAUUGAGGUUACAAUAAGAGUAAACAUUCUUACUUUCACUUUACAUUGAUGAGUGAAAGCGCCAUUAUGGGCUUCAAUGGAUGCUGCUGGUUUGCUCUCAAAACUAAAAUACUACUAGAAACUGUAAAAAGCCUUCUUCAGCUGUAAAACUGUUGCUGUGGAGUUUCCCUAUUUAUGUCCCGAGUGGGUGUGGGUUUCAAAUUCAUAAUGAAUGUGAUGUACAAUCCAUUUCACAUCUGUACUACUGGCAAAAAAUAAAUGAAAAAAGGACAUGAAGGAAAAUGGGAGGCCUGUGGCGCACGCACAGCACACUAGCUAGCUGCUUGUGCUCAAUUGGAACACUAACAUGAAUACAUUUUUAACACAUUUCAAAAUUCUAAUUGACAUUUUAAGAUCAUUUAAAGACAUUUUAAGGCCUUAAAUUCAAAAGAUUGUAUUUUAG
Messenger RNA from Doryrhamphus excisus (bluestripe pipefish), 3765 nucleotides. RefSeq names its product myotubularin related protein 7b (gene mtmr7b). Gene Ontology annotation, cellular component: cytoplasm. NCBI's taxonomy places the organism in Eukaryota, Metazoa, Chordata, Actinopteri, Syngnathiformes, Syngnathidae. The record is from RefSeq and is a predicted model, not a curated record. Gene Ontology annotation, biological process: phosphatidylinositol dephosphorylation. Gene Ontology annotation, molecular function: phosphatidylinositol-3-phosphate phosphatase activity; phosphatidylinositol-3,5-bisphosphate phosphatase activity.